Molecule: messenger RNA, 8646 nt
Organism: Mercenaria mercenaria
Lineage: Eukaryota; Metazoa; Mollusca; Bivalvia; Venerida; Veneridae
Product: ATP-dependent translocase ABCB1-like
Exons: 29
Coding region: 645-4676 (1343 amino acids)
Biological process (GO): transmembrane transport
Cellular component (GO): membrane
Molecular function (GO): ABC-type transporter activity; ATP hydrolysis activity; ATP binding
Source: RefSeq, a predicted model, not a curated record
GUUCAUAAAACGGCACACAGGCAAGCUUCACGGAUAGCUGCCAACGAUACUAUAAUCUUCAUAGUUGUAAUACAGAGAGGAAAUAGCUUAAAAUAUGCUGAACGGGUACAUUUGUAACAGUUUAACAAACAAUAUAGUUAUAGGCAAACAGCAAGCUAUAUAAAGGGUGAUAUAACACAUGUUGUUAGAUUAAUAUUGACUGGUUUGGUAUUAACAGUUCAACAGAGGGAAUAUAUCGGAUUGACCUACAGGCGUCAAUAGACAUUUACAAUUCUUUAAAAUUCAAAGUUCAUUUUAUUUAAUCCGAGUUUUGUAGUCAGGACAGCUUUGACACUAAGACAAUAAAAGACUGUAUGUUCGAGCCUUAAGAAAACAGGGCGAAUAUUUUGUUGUUUUAGGUGUAUGUAUGGAUUUGUAAGAUCAAAGAAAUAAUGCAUAGCGUUCAACCAUGAACUAAAAUUUACCUGAGCUAUAACGGACGAGUUACACCUGCUGAACAAUCCGACGAAAAUUCGAUAAAUGGCGAUCCAAAUGGUGUACCCGAUUCUACCCAGAAUUCCCCGGAAAAAGUAACGAAACAACCAGUCAUUGAAGACAGUCCAAAACAUGUAACAUCUCCUCCAAAAUAUCAAGAAGUCUACGAUAUGAACGGAAAGUCAGAAAAACCGAACAGCAGCGUUGCAGUGAACGGCUUUCACGCGACGAAUUUCGAUAAAAGUGUGGAUGAACUUCCAACGAAAUCUUCAAAGGGAGCAGAAGGGAGCCAAAAAGAUGGAGACACGGACAGUAAAACUGAUGAGAAGAAAGACGAAGUGGGGCCAAUGGUGGGAAUUUUCGAAGUGUUUCGGUAUUCUACAAAAAGAGACAAACUUUUUAUGAUAUUAGGGACGAUAUGCGCAAUGGGUCACGGGUCAGCAUUCCCUCUCAUGAUAAUCGUCUUUGGUGAGAUGAUUGAUCUUUUCGUCACUUCCGGCAAGUUCGAGUAUGUCGUGAACCAGCUCGUCGACCUUGGAACAAUGGCUAAGCUAAACUUUACUUCCGCCCAAGUGAUAGAGGACCCGGAUUUACUACAACCGCACAUAUCGUUCAUACGGACAGACACGAACAACACAGUAGAUACAACAGUCAUACAAGACGCCAUUAACAACGACCUUCUUGAAGUGAUGCAAAGAUAUGCCAUCUACUUCAUAGCAAUCGGUCUUGGUGUUAUGGUGUUGGGUUAUGGUCAGGUCAUGUUUUGGAUGACAGCCUCAGAAAGACAGACGCACAGAAUACGUAAAAGUUUCUAUAGAAACGUUAUGAGACAAAAUAUUGGCUGGUUUGACACGCAUGAAUCUGGGGAGAUGAAUUCUAGAUUGACAAGUGAUAUUUCAAAAAUUCACGACGGCAUUGGUGACAAGAUCGGAACGUUUGUGCAGUGGUUUACAGCGUUUCUGAUGGGGUUCACGAUCGGGUUCGUGUAUGGCUGGAAACUAACCCUGGUAGUUAUUGCCAUCAGCCCACUCCUCGCUGGGGCCGCUUUUGUCAUGUCAAAGUUGGUGGGUAUGGCGUCGGGGGCAGAACUUAAAGCGUACGCUAAAGCCGGCGCUAUUGCUGAAGAGGUUAUGGGUGCUAUUCGCACGGUGGUGGCAUUUGGAGGUGAAGAGAAAGAAUGUGAAAGAUACAAUGCUAAUCUGAUCGAAGCACGAGACCUAGGUAUAAAGAAAGGCCUGGUGAAUGGAAUAACGCUGGGUAUGGUAUGGAUGAUCAUGUUUCUCGCCUAUGCUCUUGGGUUCUGGUACGGAGCUAAACUGUCUAGGGAAGAACCCGAAAACUACUCCAUUGGAAAUGUCAUGAUAGUAUUCUUUGCUGUUUUAAUUGGUGCCUUCUCCCUUGGAAAUGCUGCACCUCCGCUUCAGAGUUUGUCAGUGGCCAGAGGAGCAGCCUAUAUCGUGUACCAACUUAUAGAACUGGAGCCACCCAUUGACAGCUCCUCGACAAAAGGUGAGAAGUUACAGAACUUCCAGGGAAGCAUUAAGAUACAGGAUGUGCAUUUCAACUAUCCAUCAAGACCAGACACUAAGAUAUUACAUGGAGUCAACCUUGAGAUAAGCCGAGGUCAGACGGUGGCCCUGGUAGGGGCUAGUGGAUGUGGCAAAUCUACUAUUGUACAACUUAUACAGAGGUUCUAUGAUCCUGAUUCUGGAGAGAUUCAGAUAGAUGGUGUGAACCUGAAGGACAUCAAUUUGAAAUGGUGGAGAGAACAUAUCGGAAUUGUAAGCCAGGAACCAGUACUGUUUGGUACUACCAUUGGGGAAAAUAUUCGAUAUGGACGCGAGGAUGUUACGCAGGAAGAAAUUGAGGCUGCUACAAAAAUGGCCAAUGCUCAUGAUUUCAUUAUGGCGCUGCCUGAGAAAUAUGACACCAUGGUUGGUGAGAGAGGUGCACAGCUCAGUGGAGGACAGAAACAGAGAAUUGCUAUUGCACGUGCCCUCGUGCGUGAUCCUAAAAUCUUGUUACUGGAUGAAGCCACAUCGGCCCUGGACACCGAAAGUGAAGGAGUAGUACAAGAGGCCCUGGAAAAAGCAAGUCAUGGUAGAACAACAAUAGUUAUUGCCCACAGGCUGUCUACAAUCAAGACUGCUGAUAUGAUUGCUGGCUUUAAGGAUGGUAUUAUUGUAGAGAAAGGUACACACUCCGAGCUGAUGACCAAAAACGGAAUUUAUCAAAACCUUGUGAACAGACAGAGUACCAAGACAGACGACGAUGAAGAAGUGGAGAUAUUUGAAAAAAAAGCUGAGAACACACCAAAAAAGAAAGCAUUGAAAACACAACAUUCCAUGAUCGUUUUCCCUGAACAUAAAAAGGAAGAGGAAGGGGGAAAAGCAGAUGAGGAGAAGAAAGAAGAAGAGGUGAAUUCAGGUUUGAUGAGAGUUUUGAAGAUGAAUGCCUCAGAAUGGUGGAGCAUUAUGCUUGGUUGUAUCGGCAGUAUUUUAAAUGGGGGACUCAUGCCUGCAUUUGCUGUCAUUUUUGCUGAAAUUCUUGGGGUAUUUUCAAUAGAAAGUAAAGAUGAACAAGAAAAAGAGAUCACCAGAUAUGUCCUAAUGUUUGUAGGACUGGCUGGACUAAGUCUUAUAACAUACUUUCUCCAGGGCUACAUGUUUGGAAGAUCAGGGGAAUAUCUCACACUGAGGCUCCGAUCCUUGUCCUUCAAGGCUAUGCUUAGACAGGAAAUUGCAUUUUUUGAUGACCAUGACAAUAGUGUUGGAGCUCUUUGUACACGCCUGUCAACAGAUGCUUCACAGGUUCAAGGGGCAGCGGGCGCUAAACUGGGCUCAAGUUUGAUGGGUUUAUGCAGUAUUCUGACUGGCCUGAUCAUUGCGUUCAUCUACAGUUGGAAACUCACACUUCUGAUUAUAGCAUUCCUUCCCUUUCUUGUGAUUGGUGGAGCUCUUCAAAUGAAAAUGUUGGCAGGGGCUGCUGGGAAAAAUAAAGAAGCUUUGGAAGCUGCUGGCAAGAUUGCUAUUGAAUCAAUUGAGAACAUCAAAACUGUUGCCUCGCUGACUCGAGAAGAAAUGUUCUACAAGAAGUUUAGUGCUGAGCUCGACAUUCCAUACAACGAAGCGCUAAAGAAAGCACAUGUGAUUGGAAUCUCAUUCUCGUUCUCUCAGGGCGUCAUCUUCUUUGCGUAUGCGGCUUCUUUCUGGCUAGGGGCAUACUUGAUUCAACAGUCAGAAAUAGAUUAUGUUGAUGUGUUUAAGGUAUUCUCAGCUAUUGUAUUUGGUGGUAUGGCGAUUGGAGAAGCUAGUUCAUUUGCUCCUGAUGCUGCGAAGGCAGAACAAUCAGCAAAGGAAAUUUUCAAACUACUUGACAGGGAACCAAAGAUUGACAGUUACUCUGACGAGGGCUGCAAAUUGCUUGAGGAAGACACAGAAGAAAAGGGGAAGUAUAGAAGUACUGUUGUCUUCUCUGAUGUCAAAUUUGUGUACCCAACACGACCAGAUACGAAAGUGUUGACAGGACUGAAUUUAAUUGUGCCUCAAGGUCAGACAGUGGCACUAGUCGGUAGUUCUGGUUGUGGUAAGAGCACAACUGUACAGCUGACGGAGAGAUUUUAUGAUGCAGAGGAUGGAGCAGUUUACCUCGAUGGAAACAAUUUGAAAGAUUUGAACCUGAAAUGGUUGAGGUCACAAAUUGGUAUUGUUUCUCAGGAACCGGUUCUGUUUGACAGAAGUAUUGGAGAAAAUAUUGCAUAUGGGGAUAACGAACGCCAGGUGUCGAUGGAUGAGAUCAUUGCAGCAGCCAGAAAAGCAAAUAUUCAUCAGUUUAUAACUUCACUACCUGAGGGUUAUGACACGAAUGUUGGAGAGAAAGGAGCUCAGCUUAGUGGAGGUCAGAAACAGAGGGUGGCUAUAGCCCGGGCUUUGGUCAGGAACCCUAAAAUACUUCUCUUAGAUGAGGCUACAUCUGCACUGGAUACUGAAAGUGAAAAGGUUGUACAGGAGGCAUUAGACGUGGCAAGGGAGGGAAGAACAAGCAUUGUUAUCGCCCAUAGACUUUCUACAAUCCAGAAUGCCGACAAAAUCUGUGUGAUACGUCAUGGUGUCGUCACAGAGGAAGGCACACACAGUGAACUCAUGAAGAAGCAAGGGUUCUACUACAAACUUAACAUGGCACAGCAGAGAAAGAAACAGUAAUUGGAAUUAAUCAAAAAUGCUGCAGUGUACAGAAUUGAAACCACAGUUCGUUUUAAGUGCUUUAGAAAAUCCUGACUUUGUUUAGGAGGUUGAUAUUGAACUGUCUAAGCAGUUUUAGCUUGUGUAUACUGUAAUUUACAGCUACUCUCAGUAGGCAUAGUGAAAUUUGAACCAUUCUAUGGGAUUUUUAUUUGUAUUUUUAGCUCGGCUAUUCAUAGAAUAGUAGAGCUAUUGGACUCGCCCAUGCGUCGGCGUCCGCGUCCCGAUUUGGUUAAGGUUUUGUAUGUAAGCUGGUAUCUCAAUAACCACUUGUGGGAAUGAAUUGAAACUUCACACACUUAUUCACUGUGAUAAACUGACCUACACUGCACAGGUUCCAUAACUCUAUUUUGCUUUUUUACAAAAUUAUGCCCCUUUUUCGUCUUAGAAAUUUUUGGUUAAGGUUUUGUAUGUAAGCUGGUAUCUCAGUACUUACUAAUGGGAAUGGAUUGAAACUUCACAUACUUGUUCACUGUCAUGAUCUGACAUGCACUAAGCAAGUCCCAUAACUCUGCUCUUUUUUUUUUUCAAAAUUAUGUUCCUUUUUCGACUUAGAAAUUUUUAGUUAAGGUUUUGUAUGUAAGCUGGUAUCUCAGUAACCACUUGUGGGAAUGGAUUGAAACUUCACACACUUAUUCACUGUGAUAAACUGACCUACAUUGCACAGGUUCCAUAACUCUAUUUUACUUUUUUACAAAAUUAUGCCCCUUUUUCGACUUAGAAAUUUUUGGUUAAGGUUUUGUAUGUAAGCUGGUAUCUCAGUACUUAAUAAUGGGAAUGGAUUGAAACUUCACAUACUUGUUCACUGUCAUGAUCUGACAUGCACUAAGCAAGUCCCAUAACUCUACUCUUUUUUUUUCAAAAUUUAAGGUCCCUUUUUUUGACUUGGCAGUUUUUGGUUAAGUUUUUGUAUGUAAGCUGGUAUCUCAGUAUCCACAAAUUGGAAAGGAUCGAAACUUCACACACUUGUUCACUGUCAUGAUAUGACAUGCAGUACAGAGGUUCAAUACCUCUACUUUGCAUUUUACAAAAUUAUGCCCCUUUUUCAACUUUUGUAUUAAUUCAAUUAACAAGGCUGUUGAAUAGUCGAGCGUUGCUGUCCUCCGACAGCUCUUGUUGUUUGAUGUUGUGGAAUUUUCAACCAGUUUGGUCAUUUUAAUGAAAUGUUCUGCAAAUCUGGUUUGUUAUAGAAAUGUUUUGUCAAGUAAUUUCGUUCAUUCAGACAGAGAAAUAUUCAGUCGUUUGGCCAACACAGGGAAAUUUACAAACAUUUCAAACUGUCACUGCAGUGCAGUUAAAGGUAGACUGCAUGUUUCAGGCAUUAUAUUUAUUACAGUGAAAUUUACAGUCAGUUUUGCCACUGUGGUGAAAUUUACAGUCAGUUUGGCCACUAAAGUGAAAUUUACAAUCAGUUUAACCAAUAAAGUGAAAUUUACAAUCAGUUUAGCCACUAAAGUGAAAUUUACAGUCAUUUAGCCACUAAAGUGAAAUUUACUAUCAGUUUAGCCACUAUAGUGAAAUUUACAGUCAUUUAGCCACUAUAGUGAAAUUUACAGUCAGUUUGGCCACUGUAGUGAUUUUUACAGUCAGUUUGGCCACUGUAGUGAAAUUUACAGUCAUUUAGCCACUGAAGUGAUAUUUACUACAAUGUUGAACAGCAUACUCAAAUUUUCAUGUUAUUAAUGGUUUUGUGUGAACUAUCUAAAUAAAUCUAUGAAUUCUAAAUAGGUAUUUUUUAGUUGUUGCAAUAAGUUUUAUUAUUUCAUGUUUGUCAGUAGUUGGUUUAUAUUGAUAACUUUCAUUGUUUGCAAACAGUAGGGUUCUCAUUUGAGCCGUGCCAUGGGAAAACCAACAUAGUGGGUGUGCGACCAGCAUGGAUCCAGACCAGCCUGCGCAUCCGCGCAGUCUGGUCAGGCUCCAUGCUGUUCGCUUUUAAAGCCUAUUGGAAUUGGAGAAACUGUUAGCGAACAGCAUGGAUCCUGACCAGACUGCGCGGAUGCGCAGGCUGGUCUGGAUCCAUGCUGGUCGCACACCCACUAUGUUGGUUUUCCCAUGGCACGGCUCAUUUUAUGAUUUUUACUGAUUAAGAACUAGAGAUGAAUACGAAUGAAUAUAAACUAUAAAUGUUUGGAAGAUCUUUCCAAAAUAAAUAUCAGUAAUUAUGUAGAAGUGUAUAAUUACUUUUGAAAUCAUUAAAGUAUGCCCUCUACUAUAUUAAAAUAUAGAAGAGAAGUCUAAAAGUCUGAAAGAAUUUCUUCACAUUUUUACCACUGUAUUCACAUUGUGAUAUGUAUAUGACAUUGUGUGGAUAAAACUGGUAUAAUUUGAUAAAAAAUCAUUUAAAAACAUGAAACAAAAAGAAAACCUGUUUAUUUUAUUGAAAUCUUUUCCACCAUGUGAACAUCAGAUGCAGUAUUUUCUGGAGUGGUGCAUUGAAAAUCUGAUGUUCAUGGGGGAAUGAUAUUUGGAAAAGGUCUACUGUGGGUUACACAUGUGUUAUGUUUUAUGUCCUUAUGUCUUUUUUUAUUUGAAUCUCCAAUUUUUAUGCAUUUAUCACAUGCAGUGACAUAGAUCUAGUUUUAAUUGUUUUACCAAAGUGCUAUUUUGUUACGAAAAAUUGUUAACACUUGCAUGUUAUUGCUGAACUGAUAAUUUUAUAUUGAUGGUAAGGUGGAGUAUUUAUAAUAACUGUUAAGUUUCUGGUUGUCAUGUAAUGUUUUAUAAUACAAAAUCUUUAUCUGUGUUUAUAAUGAAAACAGAUCAAUGUUUGUUGAAAUGUAUUUUUAUGUGUUUGAAUGAUGUUGAGAUAGAAUAAAACCGCCCAAUUCUUGUGGUUGUUUGGGUAGCAAACGUUUCAAGGUUGCAUCACAAACAUUUCUACUAACUAUGAAUUCCAUAUGACAAUGUGACUUAAACAACCAUAGCCAGCUAAGCAUUGAGACCUCUGAAUUGGGCAGCUUCUGGGGUCAAGAAAUUCACAGGCAUUGGAAUACAACAACAGUAUAUAGAUUUAUUAAUGAAAACUGGAAUGUUAUGGAAAUCUGAAAUAUGAUACUUUUUUUUAGGUGAAUAUCCAUAAUGAAGUAUCUUAUGAGUAAACAGUAAACACGUAUUCAAGAUAGCAAUGUCUGUAAAAAUUGAAAGUAAAUCAUACCAGAUUUUAGUUAAGAUGAAACUAUGAGUCUAUUUUUGUAAAAAUAUAGUCAAAUUUAAUUUGAACUUUAUGCAGAAGAUAAAAGACAUUUCUUGAAGCAUUUAUAUAUAGUGAAAGGCAUUUGCAUGCACUUACUAGUUUGAAUGAUGUUGACUGAUCUCAAAUUUGCCAUUAUCUUUCCAAUAAUUUAUCUGCCCAGCAGUGUGUGGAAUAAUGCCCAGUCAAGAGAGAUAUCCCACCGAGUUUUCUGACACGUAUACCUCAUUCAUCAGAGGUUCAGUAUGAAAUUGAAACUGGAGACCAGUCACAAAAUUACAGCAUGUGACUGGUUCUUUCUGAGGACAGAUUUAAACAUUGACCAAUGGAAAGGUUGAAUUUUGAGACUGGUCUCCAAGUUCAGUUUUACAAUCUUGUAGCCAGGCAACUUUGAUAGACAUCUUGUAUAUUAAAAUGUUUUGCACCAUUUAAUCCGGAAAGUCACCAUUUUCAUUUACUGUUUUUGUGAUCUUAGUCCUAGUAAAACUGUAGUGAGUGAACCUGUAAGUAAUUAAAUUUUAUUUUGAGCUUGCAAAAUAUAUAUAAGCAAUGUAAACUGUAAUCUGUAUAAAUAAGCUGAUUAAACAUUUUAAUAUGUUCAGUCUAAAAAUGAAAGGAUGUAUAUAUUGCAGUAGUUAAAAGAUUAGAUAACCAUAUCACUACCUGUUGUUUGUAUGUCAUUUAUGAAACAUUAUUUAUUUGAUGUAACUGUUGGAAGUAAAAAUAGAGGUUUUAAAUGUC